GUACCAUUUUGAUCCUUUUGGUGGCUCUCAGUCAGUGCACGUACAGUGCUCACUGUCAGACUGCCAGUGGCCAGUGGGCAAAGACUGAAUUCCUCUAAGAUCACUUUGAUCACCAUGAUUGUACCCAGUGUGUGAUGAUGUGAUCAGCUGCUGGGCCUGUGCAUGGCAGCCUGAGGCCCUGUGGAGUGUGGUGUGUUUGAAGCACCGCGCCUCGCUGUGUGAGAGCAGAGCGGCGCGUCAGUGUGCGCUAUUUGGCGGGAAAGUGUGUUGUGGUGGUUUGGCCUCUUUGGUGUGUGUGAUUGUGAGGCCGUGCUGGUGUUUGUGACACCCCCGUGAGUUGAUCAUGGCUUCUACCACACCCUCCACUAAGGCACAGGCAGACUCCACCACCACCACACCCCACCCGCCCACUACUGACGAAAAAGUGCAUGCGGCGAGUGCAGCAUUCAACCAUUUCUCCCAGGGCAAGCGACACCUCCUAGUCGGGGACUUCAAGUCUGCUGUUGCUGCAUUCAAGGAGGCAACGGAAUCUCUGGUGAAGCUGUAUGGAGAGCAGGCGCCGGAGUGUGGCGAUGCAUACUACCACUACGGCCAUGCACUGCUGGAGCUGGCACGCAAGGAGGCAGGCGUGCUGGGGCCAGACCUGGACGGCGCUAGUAGCCAAGAGGGAAGCACAGGUGAGGAGGAAGACGAAGAGGAAGAGAGUGAAGAGUCACAAGAGGAGGAGGAAGGUGGAAAGAAAGAGGAAGGAGAAGAGGAGGAAGAGGAAGAUGGAGAAGGAAAGGAGAAAGAUAAGAAAGGAAAUGCUGAGGAAGGAGAAGGUGAGAAUACUGAGGAAGAGGAGGAGGUGACCACCCUGCAGUGUGCCUGGGAGUGGCUGGAUGUGGCUCGAGUCAUCUUUGACAAGCAGGAGGAGACGCCGGAAGUUGUCAAGAAGAGGGCACAAAUUCGCUUGAGUCUGGGUGAAGUGUGCAUGGAGAGUGAGGACUAUGAGGGAGCCAUCAAUGAGUUCAAGCAAUGCCUUCAGAUGCAGGAGCCUGUGUUGGAGAAGGAUGACCGCUCCCUGGCAGAGACGCACUACCAGCUGGGGUUGGUCUACAGCCUCUCAGACAACUUUGACAGUGCCGUGUCUCACUACACGGCCGCUGUUGACGUCAUUCAACUCAAGAUCAAGAACCUGCAGGCAAGAGUCACCGAAAAGAACUCGUGGAGCAAGGAGCGCAGGGAUAAAGACUUGGCAGAGAGCAAGGAUGUGUUCUAUACAGAGGAGGGGGAGAUCGAGGACCUGCAGCAGCUCCUUCCUGACAUUCACCUCAAGAUUGUCGACAUGAAGGAAAUGAAAGCUGCUUCUGUUGAGAAACUUCAACAGGCAGCCAAGGCUAUGCUCCUGGGCAAGGGGGAGGGACCCGGCUCGUCAAGUCAAGUGUUCUCACAAGCAAGGGAAGGAGAGGCGAGUGGAAGUGUUGCCUCCUCAUCCAAGUCUUCUGAUGCCAAACCUCUCAUGUGUCAAGUGAGACGCAAGCGAAAACCUGAGGAAGACGAGGCCACAGACGAACAGAAGAAGCCCAGGCUGGAGAAUGGAGUGAAGCGUGAGGGAACCGAGGAGCAGGAGGAGGACAAGAGCAAGGCAGCAAGCAAUUUUGUGGUCAAGUCAAUCGCCGUCAAGAGAAAAGUUGCUGAGAAUGGUAAAGAGUCGUCAGCAGAGUCCUCCCCGGCCAAGGCAGAAUCUUCCUCCUCUUCCAAAUCAGAGUCUUCCUCUAACUCGACUGAAUCUUCGUUGGCUCCUCAAGAAAUUAAAUGAAUGAGUUUGUUAUCUGCACAAUUUAUUUACAUUUGUAUUGAUUAUGGCAAUAUUGUGUGUGUGUGUGUGUGUGUGUGUGUGUGUGUGUGUGUGUGUGUGUGUGUGUGUGUAAGGCUCCUUCUCCUGUCCACCUUUCCUUGGCAAAAGAUAGUCUGGUAUGUUGGUAAACAGAUUAAUAUUUUUACACCCUUUGAAAAAGACAAAAGGUCACUGUAUGUAAGUGGAUCUGCCUGGUAGAUAAUGCAGAGUUGUUGAGGUGGCAGUGGUUGAGUGGUUGACAGGGAGAAGGUUGUGAGUGUCAGCCUAUCUUUAAUCCUCCCUGCAUGUGUAGAAGACAGUAAGUGAACAAUAUUCAGUGAAACACCACCAUUUGUGCAACUUGUUAGUCAUCCACCUUGUUUGCUUAAAAAUUCCACUGGUUGUUUUUACGCAUGCUCCACAAUUUGUACACCGUGGUCUUGUUACUGGCUGUGCCAUGUGGUCAUUUGGGUUCCCCUUGUGCCACCUCCCAUUUGCUAAGCAUCAUCUUUGUUUCUGGAACCAAUUAAUCCUGUUUGCAGUAUUUCUUAUGGGAUCAAAUGAUUUAGCCAUUCAUACAAUUUGCAGUUUGAACAGCCUCCUGUAAUGGAUUGUGUAAAAAUAGUGAGAUUCCACUGUUGUACUGAGAAUAGCCACAUUGACCAUUACAAUUACUGACUUUUGGGAAGUGUUUGGCUUACAAUGGAGAUGGGAUGAUUGAGUGUGAAGGAGAAAGUGUUGAUGGGAACGUCUUGGUGACUUAAGAAGUGUAUGUGUUGUAAUGCAACUGGAAGAAGAAUCUGCUGAUGAUGUGUGAGUCUGUUUGGAAAGAAAGUGUGUGUGUGUGUGUUUGUGUUUGUGUGUAUGUGUGUGUGUUGGGGCCUUCUCCUUUGGGAAAUUUUGAGGAGCAGCCAGUCUGUGUGGUUAUAGAUAGAUGUGAGUGCUUUGGAAAAGUGUAUGUAGAUGCAAGCACAUCUUCCUUGCCUCACCAGGGGCUGCCUUGCUGCAGGGAACAAUCACUAUACUGCAGUCUUGUUACAUUGGGCCAUGUCUACUUGGUGUGUGUUUUAUAUUUUCACAUUUUUAAGAAUAAAUGUUUUCAGUCUCA
This is a messenger RNA of Portunus trituberculatus (swimming crab), 2927 nucleotides long. It is a transcript of the gene Nasp, whose product is annotated as protein HGV2-like. Gene Ontology annotation, cellular component: nucleoplasm. NCBI's taxonomy places the organism in Eukaryota, Metazoa, Arthropoda, Malacostraca, Decapoda, Portunidae. Gene Ontology annotation, biological process: CENP-A containing chromatin assembly; DNA replication-dependent chromatin assembly. Gene Ontology annotation, molecular function: histone binding. Bases 344 to 1801 code for a protein of 485 amino acids. The transcript is spliced from 11 exons. The record is from RefSeq and is a predicted model, not a curated record.